AUGAUCCUUUCACUGAAUCAUCAAAGGCAAGAUACGAGGAGGCUGAGAGAUGUUCCAGAGGAAUCUGAGAGGAUAACUGUGGUUCAAGGACUGAGGCGAACCGUCGGAGCUACGGCUGAACCGAAGGAGUUCCACCGUGCUUCGCCACUAGAGAGAGAACAAGCAAGAGCAGCUGGGGUUUCACAUUUCGGGUCGAAUGGUUGUCUGAUUCCAAAGGUGGAGUUUGUGGAUCCUGUUGGAAACAGACUUGGGCUUCAGGAUGCCAAGGCCCAUUCGACAGCAAGAGUUAGAGAGACAGGCUUGGGCCAGCGAUCUGGUAAUGGCUCAAGAGGAGGUUGUUGCAUCUCCAAGGCAAAGAGGAAAAGGAAACAAGAAGAAAAGAAAACAAGGGAUCUAUAUAAGGAGGAAGACUUCUUUGAGAUCAUUAUCACCGUGAUCACAUCACAAUGGAGUUUGGGAUCAAGAGUAUCCCACGAGAAGUACCAACACGUUACUGGAAACUCGUUAAUUGCUUGUGUUCUUACUUUCUGCAAAUCUACACAAAAAAUCGAAUCACUCAGAAGACAAUUGAGCCAGCUUCCGCGAGUAGAAUAA
Molecule: messenger RNA, 594 nt
Organism: Arabis nemorensis
Lineage: Eukaryota; Viridiplantae; Streptophyta; Magnoliopsida; Brassicales; Brassicaceae
Source: the annotation of a GenBank genome assembly